AUGAUGGGAAAAAUAAUAAGCGGAAAUAAACGAAUUGAUGACUUUGAUAACAAAUUGACAGAAGUUGGUGUCCAAGCUAUUUUAAGCGAGGACUCCGGAUCUUCUUCAAUGAUUCGAAACAGUGAGAAAGAUCCAAUUAUCCCAUGGAACAGCCCUGAUUUAGCAAGACCUAUUUGCUCAUGGUCAACAUUCCCAACCAAACCAUCUCCUCAACUCGAAGCUCUUGUAAAUUUGUUCGAUUCAGAAAGACCAUAA
Molecule: messenger RNA, 255 nt
Organism: Trichomonas vaginalis G3
Lineage: Eukaryota; Parabasalia; Trichomonadida; Trichomonadidae
Exons: 1
Coding region: 1-255 (84 amino acids)
Source: RefSeq, a predicted model, not a curated record